Molecule: messenger RNA, 2205 nt
Organism: Sesamum indicum (sesame)
Lineage: Eukaryota; Viridiplantae; Streptophyta; Magnoliopsida; Lamiales; Pedaliaceae
Source: RefSeq, a predicted model, not a curated record
GGUGCUAAGGGUUGAAAAAGAUAAUAGCGAAUGAAGAUAGAGUCAAUAGGAGCAAAUUUUUGUCUGAAUUACGACUAUUUGUGAAGUUGUCCUGUAGAAUUUUAGCUCUAAUUUGAGAAUUGUUUAUAAUUUUUCUUUGAGGGACGCUUUACUGGUGAGAGAGUAUCGCACCGAUGAAAAACAAGAGAAAAAAUCGUCUUGCACCCAAAAAUACUUCGAAACUUGUCACCUCAGAUGAGAAGCCACUGAAGAAGGGGAAAGAAACUGGUAUUGCUGCUGAAUCUACUUCAGAAGAGGUAGUUUCUGGCAAAAAAAUAAUGGAAGAGGACAAUGGUAAUGCAAAAGAAUCUGUUCCAACUCCUGUAGUUAAGAAGCCUUGUACGUGGCUUAAGCUUGAUAGGCUUGACCCUCAAGUUGGAAGUAAAUCAUCAGUUCAGAGUUCUAAACAAGGCAAAGAAGCAAAGUUCACUACUCACAUUCAAGAGAUAAAAGACAGUAAGAGGAAGAGAAAACAAACAGGUGAUUCUGUUGUGAAGCAUAUCGACUCACAUCUUGAGAAAAAGGAGAAGGGCAUUGUCAACAGUAGGCAUGAAGAUACAGAGGAGAGGGAUGAGGAAUCUGGGAAAAAUCUUGGUGGAUUGAUUUUUAUGUGCAAUGCGAAAACUAAACCAGAUUGUUUUAGUUACAAAGUGAUGGGUAUCUCAGCCAGCAAGAAAGAGGCUGUGAUGAGCAUCAAGCCUGGUCUUAAACUUUUCCUCUAUGACUAUGAUCUGAAGCUCAUGUAUGGAAUCUAUGAGGCCUCGUCUGCUGGUGGCAUGAAACUCGAACCAGCAGCUUUCGGUGGGGCUUUCCCUGCUCAGGUCCGCUUCACUGUUCACAAGGAUUGCCUUCCACUACCUGAAAGUAUGUUUAAGAAAGCAAUUAAAGACAGCUACGAUGAAAAGACACGGAAGUUCAAAACAGAAUUAACCAUGAAACAAGUAAAGCAUCUAGUAGAUUUGUUCCGUCCGACCCCAUUGUUGCAUCCAGGUAGCAGAUCUGUGGUUCAGGAAGGUAAUCAAGUUAUCUGCCCAGUACCAGCAGGAGCUUUGUUGAGCAAGGAAUCCCUUGAGAGACAAAGAUAUACUAACAGUUACAGCAUUAGCGACCCAGGAGGAAAGGCUAUCCCUUUGCAUCAUGAGAAACGGUUGACUGAUUACCCUGUCUCCUCUAAUGCAGUUCCUCCUCAAGAUCCACUUUUUCUCACUGAGCUAGAAUACAGAAGUAAUGGUCUUCGACAAGGAAGGCAUCUCUUGCCAACAACACCAGGAGAUGAUGUUAGAAAUACUUGGGAGCCUAAUAAACUUGAUCAUGACUUAAAGCAACUCCCAACGAAUCCAGUUUCCACAAGUGGUGAUCCAUCUGUACAGCACAGAGAGGUCAAUCAACCUGAUCCAUUUUUCCUCAGUGAAAAGGAGUACCGAAUUUAUGGCCUCAGAGCCCCCCAGAAAAUACUAAACGCAGCAUCUCUUAGGAUGACAACUAAUGAAAUUGUAAAUGACCCUGACAAGGAUUUUUAUGACCCUUAUGAUGAAGCCACCACCUCAUUGGUGAAUCGGUAUCUGACACUGCCAAGGCCAGCUGCAGUCCCAGCAGAAUCAUAUCCUCUGCCAGCACGAGAACGAGAACCAUAUUUCAACGGUCUAAACCACACAAGUGACAUAAAAAAUCAUCCUGUAAGAACAGUUCCUGACAUCGAAAGAGCUGUUGCAACUUAUACUUUGCGUGAUCAAUCGGACUUCAAUCAAAGGCCAUAUUCACUGAACUCUUCUCGUGAACCAUCAGUGCUCAAUCAGGGCUUCUCUCUCCAGCGUGAGACUGACUUGGCAUCUGCACCAGUCUCACAGCGCUACUCUUUUGCAGGACCUUCUGUAUCACAGCACAGAUAAAAUCUUUCACCAGUCUGUUUCUAUGUUCUUCAGAGGACUUGCAACAGUUUCAUCUGAUGUAUUGACAAGUCUCUUGCUGUGAGCAUCAGUGUGUGCAGAAGCUAGGCCAUCUGCCGAUGGGCUGAAGUUUUCAUUACAGCUUUGCUAUUUGCCUAGACGUCGCUGUUGUAUAUUAUUCCUCUUUGUUCAAUUUCAUAAAUUGUCAACUCCAGUGUUGUCAAAGUAUGUUCAAUCAACUUUUGGUGCAAUGUAAUUAUUUAUUUUCAUGGCGACUUAA